GGAAAAGGAAAAAGAAGUCUACUAAGUCAUGAGCACUAGAAGAAAUCUCUAUCCUUCCUUCGACGACUGUCAACCUGACAGCAUCCAAGUCAAGAACACUGAUAGUGAUAACGAAAGAGAACUUGAUACUCCACUAAUGGGUUCCAAAAUCAAUGAAUUAAAUCAAAGAGUUGAGUUAAUUGAAUCGAAUGUUGUAUCCGGAUUUGAACGACUAGAACGAAUGCUCGAAGGUGUAUUAGCCCGUAACGAACGGCCGGAAACCGGUUAUCGAAGGUCACAACAGAGAUUGCGUCCUCUUACAUGGAGCUCCAGUGAAGUGGAAAUUCUGAAUGUCAUAAAAUACAAUGUGAGUUAUUGAAAGGAAAGAAACAAAUUGAUAAAAUAUAAGUACAAAAAUGAUCCAAUAGAAGAAGAUUUUAAAAUAAGAAUAGGUAUUAACAAAAAGAAUUUUAAAACAUCAGCAGACAAAUUAAAGAAUAUCCAAAAAUACAUAAUAAGAUAUUGAAAAGAAAUAAAAUUAUCAAAAAAAGUACAUGAAAAACUCAAAAAUUAA
Messenger RNA from Ascoidea rubescens DSM 1968, 553 nucleotides. RefSeq lists its product as uncharacterized. The record is from RefSeq and is a predicted model, not a curated record. The transcript has a single exon. NCBI's taxonomy places the organism in Eukaryota, Fungi, Ascomycota, Saccharomycetes, Ascoideales, Ascoideaceae. Bases 29 to 358 code for a protein of 109 amino acids.